Molecule: messenger RNA, 3997 nt
Organism: Culex pipiens pallens (northern house mosquito)
Lineage: Eukaryota; Metazoa; Arthropoda; Insecta; Diptera; Culicidae
Gene: Ube3a
Product: ubiquitin-protein ligase E3A
Exons: 6
Coding region: 346-3561 (1071 amino acids)
Biological process (GO): protein polyubiquitination
Molecular function (GO): ubiquitin protein ligase activity
Source: RefSeq, a predicted model, not a curated record
AGCACGGUUCGUUCUUUUCCAAGUGCGGAGGAAAAAUAAGGAGGAAAAAAAAUCUUGUGCGCGCCGUGUCCUUGUUCCGGUGGGACCUUUGCGAUCCGUUCCGACCGUGGAUCCGCGCGGAAUCUGCGACGAGUGAAGAUCCCUUUUGGGUACUUGCCAAAGUGCAGAUUGUGAUUGUUUUGUGCGAAAAUUUUCUCUCCCCCACACCCAGGGUCAAGGUUGACUUGGCAAGAUUGUCCGUAUUUUGAUCGGAGUGUCCUCGCGUAGGCCGGAAUUGGACUGUCGGCAGGACAGCGGCAGCAGUGGCGUUUAGCGCGACGGAACGUCCCCCGAAAUUAGAAUUCUAUGAACAAGGAUAAGCCAAGCAAAACCGACGGCGAUUCCAGAAUCGAUGAAGAAUCGUCGUCAUCCAGCGCGGCCACCACCACCAAAUCGUGCACACCGUCGUCGUCGUCGUCAUCUCGCUCGAAAGGCACUAGCCAAAAGCCCGCACCGACAGCCCCACUAGCUGGCACGUCCUCGUCUACCCCCUGCGAACCCCCCGCGGCCACCCAAUCCGAGGAAAUGAAGCGCGCCUCGGCGAAGAAGCUCAUCGAGCGGUACUUUUACCAGCUGGUGGACGGCUGUGGCAACCCAAAGUGCGCCAAUACGUUCUGCGCCUCGAGCGGCAAGGUGGAGAAGCUGACGCCGAAUGCGGCCGCAGCCCGCGCCAUCCAGCUGUUUACGCAGGACGCGCAACUGUGCGAUACGCACCCCUCGAAGAUGCCCAAGACGAUGGCCACUACUCCGGCGGCGGUGGCGACAACGACAACGGUGGCCGCGUCGUCGUCAUCGGGUCGGGGAGGAAGCAGCAGCGGAAAUGUGUCCGCCGGAAGCUCGUCGGGGUCCAGCUUCGGGUUGGACGAUUCGACCGUUAGCACCGAGCCGGGGACGGCUUGGGAGCUGCUCGGCAACAGCAGCGUGGACAUGGAGGAGAUCAACGACAGUUCCAACCUCGAAAUGGACUCGAUGGACGAGGAGGAAAUUCCCAGCCUGAUUAAAAAUCAACUCCACCACUACGAGGGCGGUGGGGGUGAACCGAGCACCAACAGUGGCAGCGCGUGUCCGUACUCACUACGCAGCAGCACCAGCACUAGUCAGGGCAGCCCGUCGUCGUUGUUUGCCGGCAGCAGUAAAAGCAGCGGCUCGUUGGCCGCCAAGAAAAAGUCCAGCCUGUUGAUCGGUUCCGGUGCCGGCGGUUCGUCCAAGGAAACGAACAAAAAGCAGCGCGAUUCCUCGCCGGUGGACUAUUUGGACGAGGCGAAGCUGCGGGAGUUGAUGGCCGCGUGCCAGCGGGACAACUCGGACACGCCGCUGAUCCGAACUUUGGGUGCCAUCUUUUCGUCGUACCAAUCGAUAGCGUUGAGCUUCCUGAAGAAGCCCAGCUCGAGCAUCGAUCGGAUGCUGGAGAAGGCGCCGGAGGAUUUGAAGAACCUCAAGAAGGAAGACCUGCGAACGCUCGAGGGAGAUCUGGACAAGGACGAGGACAGUGCGGCGGAGAAGCCACCGCCCGUUCAGGACAACCACCAGACCACGGUCGAUCUGGUCAGCUUGAGGCGCGCGAUGAAGGCGCUGUACGAGGCGCGAGCUUCCGUCUUUGGUCCCAUCAACAAUGCCUUACAAACGCUCGGCGAAUCGCUCAGCAUCGAGCUGCGCGUGCAGCUCACCCAAAAGGAGGACAUCGAGCAGAUCGUCCACGUGCUGGUGGUGGUGUUCGAGGUGCUGCAGAUUGGGACGGCGGAGUUCCUGGAGAUUUCGGUGCCCCGGAUUUGUGGCGCCGUGUGCCAUCUGCCGGUGUGGGCCCAAGCGCGGUUGGCUCGCAUUUGGUCGGUGCACUGCCGCGAAGGAAUUCAGCCCAUGCUGCAACUGCUGCAGCAACUGGUGACGAGCUCAACGCUGUCGCUGAACUACUACGUCAAGAUUCACGACAACGAGAUUGUGUGUAACGCAACGAAGGUGAUGAAGAUCGUUUUCUACGCCAACAUCCUGGCCGGCGACGUCGAACCGAAACACUUUCGCGAGGCCGACCUCAACGACGUGGCGCCGCCGUCCUACCUCUCGCUGAUCCCCGAGGACGACGAACCGCCGCUGUACAACAGCAAGGAGAAGAAGGCCAAGCAGCAAAAGCUCGAAGAUCCGCUUGCCGCCGAACUGGACAUCAACAUCCUGGACUGCCGAAGGCCGCACGUGCCGUACGAGGAGUUUUACAACGAACCCCUGUGCGACGUGAUCGAGAUGGACCACGACUAUCUGAACUACAAAAAUACUACCUCGGAGGGUGCGUUCUUUGCGGACUCGGCGAAGAAGUUCAGCUUCAUGCUGUACUCGUUCAUACUGACCCCGGCGACCAAGACGCUCGCCCUGUACUACGACUCGCGCAUCCGGAUGUACUCGGAGCGGAGGUUGAGCUUCCUGCACCAGCAGCUGGGCGGCGGCCUGCAGAGCGUGAAUCCGUUUCUGAAGCUGAAGAUCCGCCGGGAUCACAUCAUUGACGAUGCGCUCGUUGAGCUGGAGAUGAUAGCGAUGAGCAAUCCGAAGGACCUCAAGAAGCAGCUCGUCGUGGAGUUUUCCGGCGAGCAGGGAAUUGACGAGGGCGGCGUGUCGAAGGAAUUCUUCCAGCUGAUCAUCGAGGAGAUCUUUAACCCGGACUACGGGAUGUUCAUCAACCACGAGGACACCAACACGGUUUGGUUCAACUCGACUUCCUUCGAGAACGAGGCGCAGUUUACACUGAUCGGAAUUGUGCUCGGGUUGGCCAUCUACAACAACAUCAUCCUGGCGGUCAACUUCCCGAUGGUCGUCUACCGAAAGCUGAUGGGCAUGAAGGGUUCGUUCGCCGACUUGGAAGACUGGAAUCCGAUCCUGUUCAACAGUCUCAAGUCCAUGCUGGACCACCAGGACAACGACAUGGAGGAGGUCUUCAUGCAGACGUUCAAAAUCUGCUACAAGGACGUGUUCGGCACCGCCAUCGACCACGAGCUGAAGCCGGACGGUGACAAGAUCUUCGUCACCCAGGACAACAAGCACGAGUUUGUCGAGCUGUACACGGACUUUUUGCUCAACCAGUGCUGCGAGAAGCAGUUCAAGGCGUUCAAGCGCGGCUUCCAGAUGGUGACGGACGAAAGUCCGCUGCACCUGCUGUUCCGGCCCGAGGAGAUCGAGCUGAUUGUGUGCGGCAGCAAAAAGUUCGACUUUAACGAGCUGGAACAGUCGACCGAGUACGAGGGCGGCUUCACGGCCGAGUCGCAGACCAUCAAGGACUUUUGGGAGAUUGUGCACGGGCUGUCGAUGGAGUCGAAGCGGAAGCUGCUGCAGUUUACGACGGGUUCCGACCGCGUCCCCGUCGGUGGCCUCAGUCGGCUCAAGCUGGUGAUCGCCCGGAACGGGCCCGACUGCGAGCGGCUUCCGACGAGCCAUACAUGUUUUAAUGUAUUGCUGCUGCCCGAGUACGACUCGCGGGAAAAGCUCGAGGAGCGCCUGCUGAAGGCCAUCAACUACAGCAAGGGCUUUGGGAUGUUGUGAAGAAGCGUGAGAGGAAGAGGGUAGACACCACCACCGCGAUCCACGCUUAGAAGCUGUGCUGUAGCUGCUCGAUAGUAAGAACCAACAGGCGCUUGAUAGACGACCAUCGCGAUCAUUGUGAAUGCCGAAGUUUAUACUGAUGAAUGUGAGAGAAAUAGUUUUUUUUCUGUUUUGUGCGAGAAACGCGUAAAUGUUCUUCUUUUUUUUGAUCUCGUAAAACUGGUUUUACUGGAUGGCGUGUGUUUUCGUUUUUAAGCAUUUCAAAUAUCGAUGAUUUGCAUGAAGGGAAAGUUUUUUUUUCUGUCGGUUUUAGAUCCUUUUUGGUUGAUUUAUUUUUUUCGAGCUCCAUGCAAAUGAAACAAAACAAAAAACCUUGAGCAAACCAAUAAAGAAACAUUUGAACAAUCUGCCCGAGCCAUACAAUUGAAAAAGGAAA